AUGGAAUUAAGAGUUAUUGCAUUAUUACUUUUCCUACUUUCCAUUCAUCCGGUUGAGGGCUAUGCUUUGAAAAAAAAAUUUGCAUUUUUGUUUGGCUGUAAGUGGGCGCCCGGGAGAAGGGGGACACAGCUACGGCUUAAAAUUAACGACGUCAUUAAUUUUAAAGACAAGGAGGAGCUGAAAAGGGAAAUUGUCACUCAUGCGAGGAGAAUAUCCUUAGAUUUAAGUGACGAACAGAUAAAUAAUAUAGGAAAGAAUUUAUAUGAGUUUUUUUUCUAUCUGAAGUUGAAGGAUAUAACAAUAGUAGACAAAAAAAAUGGGCAACAAAUGUCAAAAAGGAGGGUACAUAUGAUAAACACGUGCAUGAAUGUACGCAUCUCCACGCACGUGUAG
Molecule: messenger RNA, 393 nt
Organism: Plasmodium cynomolgi strain B
Lineage: Eukaryota; Apicomplexa; Aconoidasida; Haemosporida; Plasmodiidae
Exons: 3
Coding region: 1-393 (130 amino acids)
Source: RefSeq, a predicted model, not a curated record